CCGGCAGUCGACAGCCAACGUUCAUUCCGUGAAGCCAGUAGUCACUUGGAAGCGUUUGUAACGGUUGGAAGUGUAGCUUGUUCGCGUCUUUAGAUACAUCUAACGCGAGUUCGUGUUGCUUGCGGGCGGAUUGGAAAGUUGGCGCCAAAAAUUUUCAUUCAUCUCCGAAUGAUAGUGUGUUACGCAAACGACUUAAUAAAUAGUAACAGAAAGGCUAUGACCAAGGCUGAGGCGAUUUAUUGAUAGACGUGAUUUUGGAUUUGCGUUUUUCUUUCGGAUACAAUCAAUUCCGAGAUAAUUUGUGGCUAAUACGGCACAUAAUCGGCGAUGAUUAUGCCCUGGAGAGAUGUAGUGAAAGUGUGAAAUUUUCAAGAUAGAGCUAAGAUAAUGAAGCUAUGAGUGAUUGAGCUUGACCACGGUUUAUCUGCACGAAACUCUGAGUGGACGACGUUGUGCGGACACGCGACACUGACCAUGCAAUUAUCGACUUAUUUGCAUAUCUCAUUGUUUUAAGUGGAGCAAAAGAUAUAUCUUUUUUUUUUAUCUAUAACAUAUCCGGAUCGGGUAUCUUCAAUAUCGACACGGUUUGAUUUGUAUCUUUCGUUCGUUUGUGUCCAGUGGAUAGUAACGGUGAACAGCAACGACUGUAAUUGUUGAUAGGAAUCAAUUAAAAGCUAAUAAUGGGGCUCAGAGUAAAAGUUGUACUCGGUUUAGUUGUAUUCAUUGUGAUAUUCGGUUUAAGAUUUCUAUGCGUGAAUUGCCAACAAGUUGUAGCGGAUGUUGUCGUUGUUGAGGACCACAUGCAGCAGCCACAGGCUUGGCAUCAGCCCAAUCCAACAGAAAUAACAAUGGACGGCGAAAUCACACUUUCAUCAUCAUAUCAAAGUCCCGCUCAAACCAUACCCUCGUCGAAUCAAAACGGACGUCGCCGUAGAAGACCUGGAGGUCGUAAGCGCAGACGUCGUCCACAAGGCACGUAUCAGACCACAGAAUCAUCCAACGAAUUCAACAAUUUUUAUUGGGAAGGACAAGUACAGGAUGAAAAUGUUAACGACAGUGUGAUUCUGUCGUUUUACAAUACUACAGACUACUAUUCUUCGACGAUGUCAAGCUCGGAAGAACAGGAAACCAGAAGACGAUUUCUUCAGCCCCAGGUGAGAGUAGAAAGGGUAAGGGAACCUUUGGCCGCUUUGGAGCAGGAACAAAAAUUAUCUGAACUCCGAGACAAACAGAGGAAGAGAGCAUCAACUGAAUCUCCAAUCACAGCAGCUUAUUUAUAUCGAGAUAAAUCCUACAGGAAACCAUACGCACAAGCCAAACGACAGGAUGAUACCACAUCACAGACUCCUCCUAGAUCUGGUACUGACCUCAAGGAUAUUCUGAAGAACUCUGGAGGACUGAGUCUAAGUGAGAUUCUUCAGCAAAAAAAUUUAUCCUUGGACGAUCUAAUUAAGGGGAAGCAGAACGCACUGUUGGCAUUGCAGACCCCAGCGGCACCAACUGAGGAGCCAACUACUAAGUAUUUAAAACCAAUACGACGAAUUCCAAUGAGUUACUUGACAUCAACCACUACCACAACGAGCACGGAAGCUCCUCCUUCAUCAGAAAGUCAGGAACAUGAAACUGAACUAUCCACAAGUGCAAAUGUCCCAAGCACACAAGAAACUAAUAAUAAUAUUUCUUCCGAGAAUCUGAUAUAUAACAAUGAAUUCUCAACGAAGGAUGACCUUGAUAACUACCCAGCUAGUAGCCAAGAGCCUCCCAGAAGUGUAGACACUACCCACAAAACCACACCCUUUGCAGCUGAGGACAUCCUGCAAACAGCCCAGCAGAAGGCUGACUUUAUUGAAGAUGAAGCACAUGACACCCAACCAUGGUUCAACACCCUUCCAACAAGGUCAACCUACAGGAAACGGGUUACAAUCAAGCCAAGUUAUAAGGUCUCGAGCAGCAAAAAACCUGUGAGAGACUCUUCCAGUUCUUCGGAAUCCUCCUCCAGUGAAAAACACUACGAGAUUCCAUACCAUGAUAAAAACAGUAGCAGUCAGGAAUCCAUUGAGGAUAAACUAUCUCAAAAGGAGCCAGAAACGAAUUUCAUCGAAAAGUUUGCCACUUUUGAAGAAGCUAAGCCCAAGGAUGUGUCUACAAUUGAAGAGCUCUUCCGGCCUCUGUACCAUAAAAAGGAUAACAGCAACCUGUUUGAAACUAUCACGUCUCGGGUAGAUAUUAUUACGGAGAAACACUUCAAUAAAGCCAAGUCAGAUGUAACUGAAAGUAACCCUUCAUUGUUCACUAAUAUGGGAGUCACCCAAGAUGUUGACGAUCGGACUGACCUGUUGGAACUUCUUGAGGAUCGUCGGUCCGGGGGUCGAUUAUUCAAAGUAUUGGCUCAGCGUAACAUGACGUUGGAUGAACUGAUACAGCAUCGGCAAAGAGGAUCUAGUCAGUUGCACCUCGCGGAAAUGAUCCAGAAUAAAACGGUUACGCCCAAUGUUAAGUCCUUUUCCAUCAAGCCACAAGUCCUGGAUGAAAAACUUGAUAUAGUGACAGCAUUUGAUAAUUUUCCUCAGUUUGAUUUGGCGAAUUUGAAGAGUAUUAAGCCCGACGAGAUUAAGAUGGAUUCACAGGGGUCCAGCUAUUUUACGUCGAUCAUUGACAUUAAACCAACUGAUGAUAUGGGACGGGAAAAGGAGGGAAGGAUUAUGAAGAGUUUGUCGUUUGAUUCCGCUGAACCGACAACAUUCCUUGCCUCCGGCGAAGAUAAAUCCAUCGAUUUCUACGCACAACCAUGGAAGUCAUUCGCUUUGCCCAUAAGCUACAGCUCCCAAGAAAGUAGCAACUACAUCGAUCAACCAAAUGAGCCAUCAGCGCAGAUCGGUCAACCAGAUGAAACCGCAGACAAAUUUGACACAGCCGCACAAAUUGAAGAUGAGGUAGCACGUGCCCAUGAUAUAUUGGAUCUUGAGUUAUCAGGGCAUGGUCUCAGACGAUCACCGAUCGUGACAAAUGGCGAAAUUCCCAUGGGUGUAAGGUCCGCCGUGGUAGCCAGUUCGCUUAUUGUGGUAUUCUCUCUGGUGAUAUUUCUCAUUAUCUUCAUCGUGUGCCGAUGGAAGCAGAAGCGUCGCAAGAAGCUCACCUAUAUUGAUAACUACAACGCCAUAAAGCAGAAAAGAUUGCCAAUUAUAUCGACACAGUCGACAAUGAAGCGAAUAGAUCCAGCGACCAUGACCGUGGCCACGGUGAGUGGUGCCAGCCCAAUGAUCUUCCCAGGAGUCAAGAACAAUAAGAUCAACACAAUGGAUCCAAACUCACCUGAGGUGCAAGAGUAUCUGUUCGAUGCAAUGCGAAAGCCAUUUUAAAGUAAAGAUAGGGAAGGGAGCGGACAAGGUGACAUUCCAAGGAUGGAUGCCGACAGUAGGAUACUCGUGCAAUAUUUAUAAUGCUUAGACAAUAGAGACUGUCAUUGUUUUUCUUUAUGUUUCAUUCCCUAUUUUAUUAUAGGUUUAAUGUAACUUCUGAAGUAUGAUAAUUAAAUUGUUAUUCGUUUUUACGUUAUUUAUUGUAAUAUUAUGAAGAAUUAUAUUAAAUAUUUUAUUGUG
Messenger RNA from Hermetia illucens (black soldier fly), 3599 nucleotides. RefSeq lists its product as uncharacterized. The coding region runs from base 681 to 3359 and encodes 892 amino acids. The transcript has 3 exons. The record is from RefSeq and is a predicted model, not a curated record. NCBI's taxonomy places the organism in Eukaryota, Metazoa, Arthropoda, Insecta, Diptera, Stratiomyidae.